AUGGGAGGCAGGAAGUUGAGGGUGGCCACCAUGUGCAGUGGUACAGAGUCCCCUUUGCUCGCUCUUGGGCUGAUCUCGAGGGAGAUGAAGGUCGCCUAUGGGGUCCCGUUCGAUGUUGAACACGUGUUUAGUUGCGAGCUCGAGCCUUACAAGCAGGCCUACAUCGAGCGAAACUUUGCUCCACCCAUCUUGUUCCGAGACGUUACCGAGCUAGGCAACGAGUAUGCCACGACGGCUUAUGGAGCUUCGGUCAAGGUGCCCGGGAACGUCGAUCUGCUCGUCGCGGGUACGAGUUGUGUGGAUUAUUCCAACUUGAACAACCAAAAGAAGGGCCUUGAGCAAAAGGGAGAGAGUGGAAAUACCUUCCGAGGGAUGUACAACUGGGUGUCGAACCACCGACCAGCGAUUGUCGUGCUCGAGAACGUAUGCUCAGCUCCCUGGGGACAGGUAGCGGAAAAGUUUGAGCAGAUUGGGUAUUCUGCCGUCCCGCAAAGGUUUGACACUAAAGACUUUUACAUCCCUCACACCCGUACUCGAGGUUACUUAGUCGCCUUCCGUCAACCCGAAUGGCCGAAAAAGGUCGGCAGCAAGUCUGCAGUCAACCACUUGCCGGAUUUGUGGGUCGACAUGGUGAUUUCGAUGCAGAGACCCGCUUCGUCGCCCCUCGAAGCCUUCUUGCUCCCACCCAACGAUCCUCGUCUCCAUCAAGGUCGGCUCGAACUCGCCGCUGCGAAAGGGCUCGGGAAAGCCCGUGCGCCUACUGAUUGGGGACGUUGUGCCUCACGACACGAAAAAUGUCGAUUCGAGGAAGGUCUGGGUACCAAGCGGCCCUGGACCGACUGGAGGGAUGGAGCGAUCUGUAACUUCCCAGAAGGUUACUGGAAUGAUUGGGCGAAUGCGCAAACGGAGCGUGUGCAGGAUUUGACCGAUGUCAGCCAUCUGAGGGCCGCCAGGAGUGGGUUUGACGCAGCGUUCAGGACGCUCGUGUGGAACCUCUCUCAGAACGUCGAUCGAGAGAUCGGUUCAGCAAAGCGACCUGGUAUCGUCCCUUGCAUGACCCCCACCAUGAUUCCCUACGUGACCAAUCGAGGUGGACCUCUCAUCGGGAUCGAAGCCCUUGCCUUGCAAGGUAUUCCGGCCGAUGAGCUCUUGCUCACGCGGGAGACUGAGGAUCAACUUGCCGAUCUUGCCGGAAACGCCAUGUCCUCUACCGUCGUCGGAACCUGCAUGGUAGCAGCCAUCAUCCUCGCCACAAAGUAUCUCGACGGUGUGGAAGACGGUAUGGAGGUUGACCAGGAGACCGAGGUCGUUGAUGCUGCAAUCGCCGCUGUUGGCGACGAGCUGGAAGACAGGAUCAUCGGCCAAGACCAGCUCACUACCAAGACACUGGAUCUAGCCAAGCUUUCCGACAUCUCGGUUCAGGAAGUGCUAGAGGAAGCGGUCAAGAGCUCCCGGUACUGUAUUUGCGAAGGGCCAACAGGCACGUCCAAGGAAUCGACCUUGCUCUGUGAAGCCUGUCAACACACUCGAUGCGAGGGGUGUAGCAUUCGUCCGUUGCACGAGUAUGUGCCACAUCCUCACUCUGCUGCCCGGAUCGACGCCAUGACCUUUGCCCGUCGGUUGAAGAGUGUAUUGCCGAUGCGAAUCGAGGUUACCGGCUUCCAGCAACAAGAUCUCGAUGCCGCGAAAGCAUCCACAAAAGCAUCAAUCGAUCUGAAAGACUGGUCUCUUUGGUCGAACCUGGUCGUCAAGAGCUUGGCUGACACAGAAUUCCACUUCAAGUCCCUCGAUCGCAAGCACCAGUGGAAUGCCAUCUACGACGCUCCAUGCGCUAGCCUCAGGCUGACAUUGAACAAGGACAAGGCUGUUUGGCUUCUUUUCGUCAAGGCUCCAGAGACCGACAAUGCGAAUGCGCGUCGACGCAAGCUUGUAGCGCAUCCCGUCGCAAGGCUGCUCGUCGAGCCGACGGCCAAGAAUCUCCUGGACGGAAAGUGGUCGUUCCAGCUGCCUUCGGUCGAAAAGCUGAAGCUGCAGAUCAAGGGAAGUGGUGAACUGGUCCCAGCUUGGGAAGCCAGAAUCGGGCUUCAGCAGCUACCGCUUCAAGACGCCAAAGGCAAUUCGGUUGACAAGGUAGACUGGCAAGGGAAGAAGCAGUGGUCGCAGCUGCAGAUCUCCUAUCAAGACGAGGAGCACCCGAAGUUGGACGUCGACAUUGCGGGCACCUACGAUCUGCAUUCCAACUGCGGUACGGCAAUGGAAUGCUUGCACAUCAAGCAAGGAGAACCGAACGUUUCGUUCUUCCUUGAUCCGGUUCGAGUUGGUUUCUCAGGAGACGAUCCAUUCGUAUUCGCUUUGGACCACGAAAGACUUGAUUACGAUCAAGAACGAGUGGCCAUUGCCAAGCUCGAUCCGAAAUGGAGACCCACGCCAACGGAUCUCAUGUCUUCUAUGACGGUCAAGGCAGAGGUACACGGGACAUGGCUUCCUGCAGAGUCUGCUUCAAUGGCACCGAUCGACGACAGUAUGGCCGAAGGCGAAGGAGCAACUUGCGCAAUUCCAGAGAAAGCGCUUACUUUGGAUGUCGGUGGCGAUGCCUGCUUACAUGCGAAUGCUCUCUUGGUCUGCAAGGUCCCACUGCCUCACGCAGAAGCUGAACAACUUUGGAGCAGCGUACAAGGUCUUUGGGGAGAGAUUGAGCUACAACACAAAGGCAAGCAGGCUUUCGAGGCACUUGCUUGGAUCACCGAGCGAUUGCCUGCCCUAGACACCUUGAAGCAAUGGGCGUCGGUACCGCUCGGCGAUCUGCACCAUGACGAUGAGAAGACCUGUUGCACUCGCUGUGCUCCUUCUCCGCCGGAAUUAAGCUGGAUGAUGCGUAUGAACAGGCUUGUUCCGGUAGAAGAUGUCGUCCAGGCAGGCGAGUAUGAGCGUGCUCUCAAACGACGACCGGCACCAAUGGUGGCCCAGAUGCGGCUGGACGGAUCUGUCGGGACCAUACAGAUUGGUCUCAACAUCGCUACGCUCUUGCAUAGAGCGCUGUCUCGGUUGCCCUCCUUCGGACGAAUUCAGUCUCCGGACUUGGCCUGGAGGUUGCAAACUGAUUACCAAGCGGUCGAGACUGCUUUCUUCCGCCCGCCUAAGCUCGACCUCAAGUCGAAUCGACACGAUGCCGAGGCGUCUCAACCACCAAAUUUCGGUACCAAGGCUAAAGACCCAAAGCUCAGGCCGGAACAGCUCCGAUCUUUAACUUGGAUGCUGCAACAAGAAGCCGAAAAAGAUCACUCUUUCGUCGAAGAAGAGGUGGCGGAGGCCACUUUGGGACCCCUCGGCUGGAGAGCUGAAGGUAGGGCGUCUCGAAAAGUAAUGGUCCGAGGUGGUGUUCUGGCCGAUCAAGUCGGAUACGGAAAAACGGCAAUCUCCCUAGGUCUGAUCGAUACAUCGAAACAUGUCGACGAGCACGCCCUUCCUGAGGUACCGCGACCCGGGCGUAUUGCUACCAAAGCAACCUUGAUUGUUGUGCCUGCGCACUUGACCAAGCAAUGGGAGGGAGAAAUCCACAAGUUCUUGCGUCGAAAAGAAUACCGCGUCGUAAAGCUGCUGGAUCUCACCUCGAUCAACUCGGUCAGCAUUCGCGAUAUCGAAAAGGCGGAUAUCGUCAUCGUCGCGUUGACCAUCUUCAAGAGCCAGCUCUAUUGGUCGAAUUUGGCAGGUUUUGCUGCCUCUGGGAGUCUUCCACAGGGAGAUCUGGCUACGCGUCACUUCGUAUCGCGACUCGAUCAGAUCUUAGAGGGCCUCGAUGCUCAGGUCAACUUGCUUCAAGAGGAAGACGGGCCCAAGCAGGUCUCGAAAAAUAUCAAGCAGUCUCUGGCAGAAGUGGCGGCGGAAAGGAAAGAAGCCAAAGAUACCAAGGACGCUUUCAUCAUGACCUUUGGCAAGAAGCGACUGACGGGCGCGGCUUACUUGGCUAUGCAGGAGGGAGAUGUGCCCGCACCCAAAGCCAAGAAGGCAAAAGCUGAAAAGAAGGACGAGCGUGAAUCCAAUGACCCUUGGAACCUCAACAACAAGGAUGUUCGCGACAACUACCACAAGAUGCGCUCGCCUCCCUUGCACAUGUUCAGGUUCAAUCGUGUCAUCAUCGAUGAAUUCACUUAUGUGGAUCAGCGAUGCUUGUCUGCUGUAACCAAGCUCGAAUCCAUCAGCACUUGGGUUUUGUCCGGGACACCUCCUGUCUCUGACUUUACGGCCGUCAAGGGAAUUGCCGAUUUCCUUCACGUCCACUUGGGCGUGGAUGACGACACCGAGGGAACCGCCGAGACGACAAAACGGCGCCAGAAAGGUCAAACUGCGGCGGAAGCCUUCCACUCGUUCCGGGAGACGCACACUGCAUCCUGGCACGCCGCUCGUUAUGGAGUCGCGCAGCGAUUCUUGGACACCUUUGUCAGGCAGAACGUCGCCGAGAUCGGGGAGAUUCACUCGGAAGAAAGGGUGGUUUCUAUCACCCUCCCCGCCGCCGAGCAUGCCAUCUACCUCGAGCUUGAUCAUCACAUCCACUCGCUUCAGGGCAUGACAAAGAAGAUCAUGAAAUCGGCAAAGGGAGCUCGCGCCGAUCGACAGAUUCGUCUAUCCGACGCACUCGGCAACUCGGCGGAUCCUCGAGAAGCCCUGAUCAAGCGAUGUGCGCACUUUGACAUGGAAUCGGAAGGUAGCGCACACGACGCUUUUGAAGCCUGCGAGCGGAUCGUCUCGACCCGUACCAAGCAACGCACUUUGUGCGAAGAGGACUUGCAUUACACCAUCGCCGAAGCCCUUGAAUUGUUCCUCUACAUCCGUGAUGUCAAGAAAGGUUACCGGGACCCCAAGACUGGAGAACAAGAGCGUAAGACAAUGCAUUUUGCCGAAUACCUGAAGACCACCUUUGGCGAGGCCGGUAACGGAGACGACGAGGCGACCAUGCUACACCGCAAAAUCCUGAAGGAGGAGGGUUGCGAGUGGGCGAACGGGGAUAUCAAGGUCGACAAGGCCAAACACCAAGCGGUCAUCAAGAGCCGCAAACCCCGUGAAGAUGAAGACGGGAGUACCAAGAUGAACACCAAGCUAAAGGAGGACGAGAUGAAGUGGCAAUUGCGUGAGAAGAGUCACGUAUUGCGAAGAUUGGCGAAUGAGCUCGUCGGGCGAACCCGGUCUUUGCGAUACUUCACCGCUGUGCGAGAUGUGCAGAGGAACGGUGACGCGGCUAUCAAGCCCUGCAUCAAGUGCGAAGGCAAAUCGGGCAGUGAGCCUUGCAUUCUCUCUGCCUGUGGUCAUACUGGCUGCUUGGCGUGCUUGACACCGCUGGCCACUCAUGGAUUUGAAUGUCCACACGAGGGCUGUAGGAUUAACCUCGAGACACAUCAGGUUAUUCCUACCAAAACGCUCGGUCGAGAGGAAAAGAGCGGUCGUUUCGGUGCCAAACUACUUCAACUUGUCGCCAUCAUCAAGCACAUCGAGGCCCAAGAUUCGACGGAUCGAAUCUUGGUGUUCGUGCAGUUCGACGACCUGUUGAACAAGAUUAGAUUGGCUCUCAAGAAGGCACGAAUUGGGACUAUCGUCAUUGAAGGUUCCGCAUCCAAACAAGCCAAUGAGCUGGAUCGAUUCCAAAAGCUGGAUGUGGAUGACCCCAAGGCUGAGCGUGUCCUCAUCUUGAACGUUGCGGCAGCGAGCGCUUCUGGAGCAAACUUGACAUUGGCGAAUCACGUCAUCUUUGUGCACCCGGUUCACUACCCUGAGGCGAGCAACGACCGGUUCAUCGCCACUGAGACGCAAGCGAUCGGACGAAUCAGACGAUACGGACAGGAGAAGCGAUGUCAUAUCUGGCGAUUGUUGACCAGCAACGCCGUCGACGAAAAGAUCAUGACGGAGAGGACCGGUGUCAAACCGGUCGGCAAUUGGAAUGCUAUUGAGGGCAACGGCUUAGACAAUGCCAUCGAAGUUGACGAGAGUGAUGGCGGCGAGCCCGAGGAGAAGACGACUGGUAAACGCAAGGCUGCUGCCAAAGCCGGAACAAAGCGCAAGGUGGUCGAGAUCAGCGAUGACGAAGGCAGUGCCGCCGAGUCUUGGGUCGAAUCGGACUAG
Filobasidium floriforme is the source of this 6111-nucleotide messenger RNA. RefSeq lists its product as uncharacterized. The record is from RefSeq and is a predicted model, not a curated record. NCBI's taxonomy places the organism in Eukaryota, Fungi, Basidiomycota, Tremellomycetes, Filobasidiales, Filobasidiaceae. The coding region runs from base 1 to 6111 and encodes 2036 amino acids. Gene Ontology annotation, molecular function: ATP-dependent chromatin remodeler activity; methyltransferase activity; ATP binding. The transcript has 7 exons.